UUAAGACUUCCGCCUCGAGGUCACCUCCGGGCCUCGGCUGCUCAGGGCCGCGAUGCCGGGGUUGGUGGAUGAGGAAGAGCCCGAGGUCCGGAGCCUGGCCCCAGCGCUCUACGAGGAGUACCGGCCGCCACCUCUGGAUGCCAUCCGCCUGCCCCAGGACGCUCUGUACCUGCUGCUGGCUGCGCUCCUGGUGGUGGCCGUGGCCUACGCCAUUGUUGGCCACCUCAUCAAGGACCUGGCUCAUGACCUGGCUGACUGGGCCUUCGGGCCGAAGCCAGACCAGGAGGCUGCCCCCCGGGAGCUGCGCCCGAGCCUGGCAGGUGAGGACCUGGAGGAACUGGAUCUGCAGCUGGCCCUGGCCUGGCGGGGCGAUGAGGACACAGGUGGGGGUGGCGAGGGGGUCCAAGUGGAGCCCCCCGCCCAGGCUCCCCGUCGCCCUUCUGUCGCCUUCAAGGAUCCACCCAUCCGAAGCAGCUUCUGGAGGCUGGACUGAGCUGGGCCCUCCCCGCAGGCCUGGCGCUAGACUCAGGCCCCUUUGGGGUUGGGCCGAUGGAACUUUUGCUAACUGAGCCCCUUUCUCCACCUACCUGCCCACAGGAUGGAGAAACGGUUUCCUUCCCUGCUUCUGCCUCCCCCACAUCCCCAGAACCUAACCCUGCUUGGCCUCACUCAGCCUUCGGCAAUCUAUAAACCAGGAACGCUAAUGAGAUUUUGAAAAAAAAAAAGUAAUAGUAGCUCACCCUUGUUGUUGUUAGCUGCCAUUGAGUGACUCGUGGUGACCUCGUGCACAAUGAAAUGAAACGCUUCCCGGCUGCGCAUGACUAGUUGGGGAGCAGACCAUUGGGAUCCAUGGAAGUCAAUUGCCAGGUCUUUCUUCCUAGUCAGUCUCAUUCUGAAAGCUCUCCUGAAACCUGUUCAGCGUCCUAGUAACACGCAAGCCUCCACUGACAGGCUGUGACUGUACGUGAGGGGCACUGGCUGGGAAUCAAAUUGGGGUCUCCCAGAGGGAAGGUGAGAAGUGUACCACUGAACCGACGCAGCCCUCAGCUGACCUUACCUAGCACUUACGUGUCUGCCAAUGUGCUGAGUAAGCCCUUUCCACGGCUCAUGUAACCCUCCAGGGUGGAUACAUCACCCCCAUUUCACAGAUGGGAAAACUGAGGCACAGAGCAGGGAAUUGACUUAGCCACAUUCCCACAGUAAGGAGCUUUUCACGUAAAAAAGCCAGUUUGAGCCAUAUACCUUGGAGUACAGAAGCUCUGAUGAAGGUCUUGCCCCCACUGUUCCCCGGGGCCCCCGACUUCCUCAUCUCCUUCACCCCCCCACCUCCCACCUCCUCCAUGCUCUGCUGCCCAACACCUGGAUCUUUUUCUCCCUGGGCAUCCUGACUUCCCAACUGGACAGAUCCCCCCAAGACAGUCCUGAGGCUCCCUCCUCUUCCAAGCCUGCCCAGGACAGGAAGCAUAGUCAACCAAACUCAUUGAUGUCCAGUCGAUUCUGAUGCACAACGAGAGAGUAGAACUGCCCAAAGCAGUUUCUAAGAAGCGCUUGAUGGAUUCAAACUGCUGACCUUUUGGUUAGCAGCCGUAGCUCUUAACCGCUAUGCCAUCAGGGUUCCUGGGAGCAUAAUACAAAACCACCAAACCCAGUGCCGUUGAGUAGAUUCCGACUCACAGUGACCCUAUAGGACAGAGUAGAACUGCCCCAUAGAGCUUCCAAGGAGCACUUGGUGGAUUCGAACUGCCAACCUUUUGAUUAGCAGCCAUAGCUCUUAUCCACUGCGCCACCAGGGUUUCCAGGAGCAUAAUAGACACUUAACAUAUGCUCACCUAGGUGGUGGAAGUGAGCAUGUGGCUGGUCCCAGGGCUGGGACGUCUGAAUUCUUUUAUCCUGACUCUGCUGAGUGGCCCAUCUGCACAAGACCAGGUAUAUAGUAACCACUCCUAUAAAAAUGGCUUGCAGGGAGGUCUCUGACCUUCUCCAACCCCACAAUGGGGAAGGAGAACUAAGAUCAACAGCCCAAGGCUGAUUCCUAUGAGGCAGGGGUCAGACAUGCCUUCUCUCUCCACCAUCUUGACCAAUUCUGACACCAACCAUCCCUCCCAUGGCAUUCUCUACUCGGUUCGAUAAUUCAUUCUAAUGGCCACACAGAACUCACAGACCAUACUCACAAUUGUGGGGUUUAUUAGGGAAGUUAUAGGUUACAACUCGGGCUCAGAAACACUCAGGAUACAGUUCUUCCAUUAGGACAGACUCUCCCCAGCUGUGCUCACAGGCACGCCUCUCCCUGGCCCUCAGUCUCUGCCCAAAGGCACUCAGCUUUCUCUCUCCAUGGGCCGGGAAGCCCACCGUGCAGUCUCCUGCUGCUGGGUCUCUGCUGCUGGUCUCUCCUUCCUUAGUGGUGGUGGGCUCCUCUCUGCUCUGGACUUGGCUCUCUUUUAAGGCAAAACUGACCAAUCCCCUUGGGAGGCCAUAAUUACCCUAUCACACAAUCACCUGGGUGGGAACUACAAGAACAUGGCUAGAAAGGCCACACAUAAAAGUAAUUAAUUCACCAAACCUCCAUAAAUGCACGUGGAGAGGUGGCUGGAAUUCCACCCACCUCCAAAGGGCUGAUAGAAGUCUCACAGGAGGAGGAUAGGCCCCCGCUGGGCCUUCCUGCCAUGCACCAGGGCUGUGGCCGAUCUUGUGGCAUUGGGGUGGGGUUCCCCUUUGCCCAGGCAGGGCCCACUAUCUAAUUGACCUGGUGGCCAAGGUUGACGGCAGGGAUUGGGGGGGGAGAGGCAGGAGAGGUGGGAGCAGGAGUUACUGGCUGCCCAGGAUGCCCCAGUUCUCUGAACACACUGGAGUGUCUGGGUUUGGAGGUGGACAGUGGGCACGCGGCCCCUUUGCUCAUGUGGGGCCUAGGGGUUGGGGAGCCAGGAUGGGACAGUGUGAGCUGGCAGUGAGGGAGAUGCCUGGCCCGGGUUCAAAUCCUGCUCUGACAUUGCUGUAUGACCUUGGCUGACUUGAUCCCAUGUGUGUCAGAGUAGAACUGUGCUCCACUGGCUGAUUUUCAGAAGUCGAUUGCCAGGCCUUUCUUCCUAGUCCACCUUAGUCUGGAAGCUCCGCUGAAACCUGUUCAGCAUCCCAGCAACAUGCAGGCCUCUGCAGAUGGGUGAUGGCUACUCACAGGGUGCACUGGGUGGGAGUCGAACCCUGGUCUUUCCAAUAGAAGGCAAGAAUCCUACCACUGAGCCACCACUGCCCCCACCCCACACGUAACCGAUAACCAGUUGCUGUGUGUCAGGGUGGAACCGUGCUCCACAGGGUUUUCAGUGGGUGAUUUUUCAGAAGGACAUGACCGGGACUUUCUUCCGAAGCAUCUCUUGGUGGACUCGAACCUCCAACCUUUCAGUUAUCAGCUGAGCAUGCCACUAACCCAUCACCCAACGACUCCUUGUGUGGUGUUAAAAAAAAAAAAAGAAGCCAAACCUGUUGUCGUAGGGCUGACUCAUAGCAACCCUCAGGGACGGAGUAGAACUGCUCCAUAAGGUUUCCAAGGUUUUAAUCUUUACGGAAGAC
Molecule: messenger RNA, 3564 nt
Organism: Loxodonta africana (African savanna elephant)
Lineage: Eukaryota; Metazoa; Chordata; Mammalia; Proboscidea; Elephantidae
Gene: SMIM44
Product: small integral membrane protein 44
Exons: 2
Coding region: 53-493 (146 amino acids)
Source: RefSeq, a predicted model, not a curated record